UUAUCUGGACGUCAGUCACAGAGCAGCAGCCUGGGCAGGGACAGUGUGCCGGAGCAGCAGAAACAGUGUCUUCCACAAAUUCUGUCUGCCUGUCCUGGUUAUAUGUUAUGGACGAGAAAGUCGCUGCAACAUGCAAAUCACGGAAUACAUGGUAUUUAAAGGAUUUGACGCUUAUUGAUGGUUUAGAUUACUCACAGGACAAUGCUACUUUCACAAUGCAUUUUGAUGCUGAGACCUUCACUUUGGAAGCCUACAGUACUGCAUCUAAAUAUGCCUUCCUGCGGUGUUUACGCAAGAUGAGCAAAGAAUAUCUUCAACGUGAGCUCCAGUGGAUUCAUUUUGACCAUGAUUUUGUUGGGAAAAGUAGCUCUUGUCUAGGAUCUGAUGAUGCUGUGUUAUCCAUGAAGCUUUGUCUUCAAGUCUUUGGCUGUCUUUGUGUUUGUAGCUGCUUAUAAGGUUUGCUCACCUAUUUAGUAAUGCCAGUGCAGUACGAAAUGGAAUGCAGUUCUCGUACUGUGGUUUGAUGGUAAAUACUAUAUAUAAUGUUUUACACAUGUAUUCUUGCAUAUUCAUAUAUAUUAUAACAUUGGGCCUAUUCAUCAUCACUAAAUGCCCCUUACACAUGCAGAAAUGCUAGUUUAAGCAUAUUUUAUGAAAUGUGACAUUCAUCUUUAGGGGUUUGAUAGGAACACCUGAUAUUCAUCACACUGCCUGCGAGAACAAACGCCAUUAAUGGCACUUGUUCUCGGAGCCCUGCUCUUUCCUAUGGGAAGGAGUUCUGGUGAUGCAAAGAGGGAUACCAGCUGAUUCCUCCUGCGCCUGCUCAUUGUGUGACCAGCGGCUCUGCACAUGCCUGACCUCGGGUCACACAUACACAGACGCUGGCUAUGGGAAUGGUAAUUAUGAGUACGGAUGGUGUAAUGGUUAGCAUUACUACCACACAGCACUAAGGUCAUGGGUUCGAUUCCCACCAUGGCCCUAACUGUGUGGAGUUUGUAUAUUCUCCCCGUACUUGCGUGGGUUUCCUCUGCGUACUCCUCCCACAAUCCAAAAAUAUACUGGUAGGUUAAUUGGCUUCUGACAAAAUUAAACCUAGUAUGAAUGUGUGCGUAUAAAUGUGGUAGGGAAUAUACGAAUAUAGGUUGUAAGCUCCACUGGGGCAGGGACUGAUGUAAAUGGCCAAAUAUUCUCUGUAAAAGCUCUGCGGAAUAUGUGUGUGCUAUAUAAAUAACUGGUAAUUAAUAAUAAUAAUACUAAAGUAGCAGUGCUACUGAUCGCAGGACAAAUACUAUUCAGAGCAGCUGUCUAGCCCCGGAGCAACGCUUAAUUUGCUCCGGUGGUGAGUAUCCCACGUUGCGAGUUGGAUACUUAUCACCUCCCAUAGUGAAUAGGCCCGUAAUCUUACAAUUAUUAUUUAUAUGAUGGCAAUCACUAUAGACAAAAUAUGAUUUAAUUAAUUGCAUAAACUGUUUACUUAAACGUAAGCCGAUGCAUUACAAGUACUACAGUGACCUGCAUGUGUUGAACUGUUUUAACUAAAGCUAAUUCCUGUUUCCUGGCCAUUCUUUUGGUUUGUUUGAUGCUUGCUAGUUACACUGCUCUUAUACUGAGGGGACUAGGGAUCAUUACCUAAUACUGAAUUCAGGUGCAAACAUUACACUAAACAAUAACUUGGUAUCAUUGCUUCUCUUGCACUAUAUAAACACUAAAUAAUUGCUGAUUGGCUGUCCUGGUAUGGAGGGAAAUUACUCAUGUUAAGCUGGCCAUACAUCAGAACAAUAUCAUUCUAGCGAGCCAACUAGCUGGAUACUCUCCAGAGUGGUCAGAGGAGCAUGUGCUGAGCUCUGAUUGGAGGAGCCCUUCAUAUGCUCCUAUGACCCGUAGAGAGGAUCAGCAGCAGAAGCAACCGCAUGGGACUCCUCACUCCCCAGCCUGUCACACCAGCACCUACUGCAGCUUCUACCACACCAGCACCCUGCAGACAUAGGCGCCCACCCACACUGUGAGCAGCUUGUGUGAGGAUGAGCUGAGGAGCAACUAAAGGCUGGCGCCAAGUGUUCCUCAGUCGAAUGCCUUCUCAUCCCUGCCUACAGCUGCUGAAGUAGUCAUGAAGAUCCACCUGCCAGCCUCUUACACAGGUCAGUGGCCUGGAGCAGGACUGUUUCUAGACAAUUUGGCUCCCUGUGCAAGCAUUUAAAAAAAAAUCUGCACCCCCCAUGGACAUAAAAAGUGCCCCCACCCCCGACAUAACAAACUUGACUUUGGCGUGCGCACUCCUGGUGAGGGGGCGUGGCCUUUGCUAAUUUUUGCAUGGCAAAAAUAAGCGUGGCCUCGCAGUAAAAGACUACCUUACACCCCAGUUUUUGACCCUGCCUCAACAGACCUCGGCCACCACUGGAAAAAAUAAACAUUCCUCCAUAUAAAGCCCCACACAGUAAUGCCCCUUGUACCAUAUGAUGCCAUACACCACAAUGCCCUUGAUACAUUAUGCCCUAUAGUAAAGCCUCCAAAUACUUUUAAAUUACCUGCUUGUUACUAGGGGUUUCACGUGCUUGGUCUCAUGCUCAUUGCCAGGGGUUUCACACGCUGGGUGUCAUGCUCAUUGCCAAGGAUUUAUGUGCUUGGUGUCAUGCUCAUUGCCAGGGGAUUCAUGCUCUGGGAUCCAUGCUCAUCGUCAAGGAGAAUGCUUGUUGCCAAGGGGAAUACUCAUUGCCAAGGGGUAGACAAAAUAUGUUUAUAUGUGACCGAUGGUCACGAUGUUGCACCGCAAAUGCAGGGAGGAGGUGGUAUGCACCUCCUCCUGCAUUUACAUUGCUAAGGAUUGGAAAUGCAAAGCUGCUGUGAGCAGCUUUGCAUUUGCAAUCCUUAAUGAAUCAGGCCCCACGUACAGCGGAGCAGCAGCACACAGCACCGAACUGAGGACAAAGAAGGACAUCACCGCUAUGGGGACGCUGACUUGGGAGUUGAGUAAUGACAAGCAGCCCAAAUGUAGGAAAUAUUCUAGUUUUGUUGAAAUAAAUAGACAUUUAGUAACUAGAGCAUUUAUUCAAACUAUCCAUCUACUAGUGUGACAUCACAAGUUGGACAGACCUUUUCUGGACUGAUAAAACGUUGGCUGUUUGACUGGCCUGAUGAAAAAGUUGGUUAGGUGUAUGGGACAGCUUUUUAGUUGGACAGACAAGUUGGAUGGUUGGAGGAAAGUUGGUCUGAUGUACAGUAUGACCCACACUACCGAUGCUGGGGAACUGGAGAAAUCCAACAUGUUGAACAAUCUAGAUUUGGUAAUUCAACCCAAAAGUGGGUGGAAUCGGAGAGUGAGGGACUUUCAACAUGUUAAAUUUCCCUGAUUUCCCAACAGAUUGGCGAUCAACAAUGGGCAAUCGGCGAAUCAGAUCGGCAGUGUAAUAUUGAGUCUCUUAAAGAAGAUUUUGUGUACUCGCUAUGUUAAAAGAUGAGACAAACUCUUUUCAUGAAAAUGUGUUGUCUUCCUAACAAAAAGACUGAGUUUUGUGGCCUGUUUGACCUACAGUAACUUUGCAAACUAACAUUUGCGAUUUGUGUAGAGUUAAAAUCAUUUCAUUUCCAGAUCCCAGACAGCUGGUGUGACAAGCAGAGAGGCCAAAACCACAAUAGGGUUACAGCCAUUUUAUAUCUCAGAUGUCAGACACCCUCAUCUGUCUCAGAGUCCUAUCAUAUGCCUUGCAAUCCUCUCAUGUGGCCCUUUAAAUUCCAUCCCUGGGCCUUCUCAUACUCCUUUAUAUGCCUACAAGUACUGACAUGUCCCUUUACAGGUAAAACUCAGAAAAUUAGAAUAUUGUGCAAAAGUUCAUUUAUUUCAGUAAUUCAACUUAAACGGUGAAACUAAUAUAUUAUAUAGACUCAGUACAUGCAAAGUGAGAUAUUUCAAGCCUUUGUUUGUUAUCAUUUUGAUGAUUGUGGCUUACAGUGUAAGAUAACCCCAAAUCCAAAAUCUCAGAAAAAUGUAAAUAUUACAUAAAGUGAAUAAAAAUAAGGAUUUUAAAUACAGAAAUGUCGGCCCUCUGAAAAGUAUAAUCAUGCAUAUGUACUCAGUACUUGGUUUGGGCUCCUUUUGCAUGAAUUACUGCCUCACUGUGAUGUGUCAUGGAUUCUAUCAGCCUGUGGCACUUCUGAGGUGUUAUGGAAGACCCGGAUGCUUCAAUAGCGGCCUUCAGCUCUUCUGCAUUGUUCGGUCUCAUGUCUCUUAACUUUAUUUAUUCUUCCUCCAGGGGUGUCAUGGACACCCCAAGCGGGAAAAUAGUUGUCGGUAUCCUGGCGCCGGUAUGCUGAGCACCGGGAUCCCAACAGUCGGGAGUACCUCCCCUAUGUAUAGUCCACACAUAACUACACAUGUUUUCUCUUUCUUUACUUCCACAUUCUUCUGACCCCUUGAUAAUAUUGCUGUGUGACUAUAUAAUACAGAAGAAACUCUGCAAUCUGGAUGAUCCAAAAGAUAACACCUAUCCUUGUGUAUCAAUGCCUAUUUCCCUAUAGACUGUAAGCUUGUGAGCAGGGCCUUCCUACCUCUAUGUCUGUCUGUUAUUAACUUUGUUCUAUCACUUUUGUUUCCAAUUGUAAAGCGCAAUGGAAUA
Messenger RNA from Pseudophryne corroboree (corroboree frog), 4610 nucleotides. Its product is annotated as exocyst complex component 1-like. The coding region runs from base 108 to 455 and encodes 115 amino acids. The record is from RefSeq and is a predicted model, not a curated record. The transcript has 3 exons. Lineage: Eukaryota; Metazoa; Chordata; Amphibia; Anura; Myobatrachidae.